Messenger RNA from Kickxella alabastrina, 1152 nucleotides. RefSeq lists its product as uncharacterized. Gene Ontology annotation, biological process: cell redox homeostasis. The annotation marks the transcript as partial. The transcript has 2 exons. The record is from RefSeq and is a predicted model, not a curated record. Lineage: Eukaryota; Fungi; Kickxellomycota; Kickxellomycetes; Kickxellales; Kickxellaceae. Gene Ontology annotation, cellular component: cytosol; mitochondrion. Gene Ontology annotation, molecular function: protein binding.
AUGGCAACAGCAGAAAACGACCUGACUGAGCUGUUCAUCAAAAGCUUCAAAUGCACAGGCGACGUGCCGCCAGCGCUUGUGGGCAGCUCAGUGACCUACUUGGAUGGCCAGGCCUACGUCUUUGGCGGCCGCGCCUUGCACAGCGGCAAGCUCUCCAACGACAUGUACAUGUGUGAUUUGCGCAGCUUCCUAUGGCGGCGCAUUGACGCCGCCAACGAGCCCACAAUCCCGGCCGAGGACAGCGACGGCGCGGCCACCUUUCAGUGCGCGCUGCCGGCGCCCCGGUUUUUCCACUCGGUCACAGCCUUCAAGCACUACCUUGUUGUCUUUGGCGGCAUGGGGCUAGACUCGGACGCAGAGAGCAGCAUGCGCACAACCAAAACGCUGCUCGGCGACGUGGCCGUCUUCGACACAAUCGACGAGUGCUGGGUGGCACUGCGCGCGCUCGAGGACGCCAAGCCAGCGGACGCAAAGCCAGCGGCCGAGAUUCCCGCAAACAUUCCGCCGUCGCCGCGCUACGCGCACCUGGCGACGCUCUUUGGCAGCCAGCUACUGAUUGUCGGCGGCCAGGACCUGGAGGAGCAGUACGUGGAGGAGCUCAAUGUCUUUGAUCUGCGUGUUGGCCGCUGGAUCCAGCGCAUGCCGUUUCCGCGCGCCGUCGGGCUCUACCGCUCAUUCAUCGCCAGCAUUCCGGGGACCGGCACAACCCUCCUGUACAGCAACUACAGCUUUGCCUCGGUCAAGCGCGCCCUCUACUCGCUAUCGGCACCCCCCGAGUGCGCGCUCAAGGAAAUGUCCGAGCAGCUCUCGGGCGAGCCCCCCGGCCUGCGCUUCCCGCGCGGCCACCUGGUUGACGCCCAGACCGUCCUGAUGACCGGCACGCUUAUCUCCACCGAGGGUCACAGCGAGCUGAGCCUCUGGGUGCUAGACUCGCAGGCGCUGCGCUGGCAGCCGAUCAACUGCGGGUCCAAGUUCCGCGCAGGCAGCUGGAACCAGUCCGUCGUCGACCCACGCACCAACACGCUGGUACUGUUUGGUGACAGCCGCCGCGACCUGACCUACGACUAUCAGCGCCGCCGCCUGAACUACGGCGAAAUCCGCACAGUGGAUUUGCGCGCCCUUGGAUACCUCCGCACACGCCCGCCGACAUUG